Messenger RNA from Funneliformis caledonium, 627 nucleotides. NCBI's taxonomy places the organism in Eukaryota, Fungi, Glomeromycota, Glomeromycetes, Glomerales, Glomeraceae. The record is from the annotation of a GenBank genome assembly.
AUGGUAACUUUAGCAGCACAAAUGAUUUUUGGGUAUAAUCAAUUGCGAGAAGGACAACUUGAAGCUGUAGAGUCAUAUUUAAGUAGUAAAGAUACAUUAGUAUCAUUGAAAACUGAAGAAGGAAAAACGUUUUAUUAUGCAAUUUUCGCAUUGCUUUUCAAAGAAAUAACAAUAGUUAUCAGUCUGUUAAAGGCUUUAAUGGAAGAUCAAAAGCAGGAGUUGAUACAUUUUGGUAUACUUUAUGCGUCAAUUUACGUGAAUACUACACAAGAAAAAAUUAAACAAAAUAAAAUAUUUGAAGAAAUUGCUCUUGGAUUUAUAAAAAUUAUAGUAAUUUUAGAUGUUCAAAACAUCUGUGCAUUACUCGUAAUACCAUUUGAAAGUCUUUCUGUAAUCUGGAAUUCUUCAUUUGAACGUAAAGAAAUAGUUGUAAAAAUAUAUAUAAGAAAAGAUAAUCACGAAACCUUUUCAAAUGACCUUUUAAAUUUAAUUAAAGAAGUUGAAAAAGGAAAAAUUAUUAUUUACUGUGUAAUACAAUUGAGAUGUGAUAACUUUUUUGUGAUACUAGAUCCACUUUUACUAGAUGACGACCUGGGUAUAUAUCAUGGAGGUUUAGGCGAUGAAUAA